Ananas comosus (pineapple) is the source of this 1035-nucleotide messenger RNA. RefSeq names its product axial regulator YABBY 5-like. NCBI's taxonomy places the organism in Eukaryota, Viridiplantae, Streptophyta, Magnoliopsida, Poales, Bromeliaceae. The record is from RefSeq and is a predicted model, not a curated record. The transcript is spliced from 6 exons. Gene Ontology annotation, biological process: multicellular organism development; cell fate commitment. The coding region runs from base 278 to 832 and encodes 184 amino acids. Gene Ontology annotation, cellular component: nucleus.
AACAAAAACAAAAAAAGAGAGGAAAAAAAACAAAAAACAAAAGAAAAGAGAAAGGCUACAUAUAUAUAUAUAUAUAUCCUUCCAUACAUAUUUCUUCUUUAUAAACCACACCAUGCAUAUAUAUAUAUAUACACACACCUCUUCCUAAAUAUAUUCCUAUCUAUUUAGUUAGCUACCUCUUGUAAGGAGGCUAUCUAUCUAUCUAAGCUUCCUCUUUUUUCUUCAUUAGCAUAUGUACUUAAUUUGAUCUACUGCAGUUUGAUUCGGCGAUCGCAAAAUGUCGGUCCAGAUCGCACCAGAGCACGUCUGCUAUGUCCACUGCAGCUUCUGCAACACCAUCCUUGUGGUUAGUGUGCCAAGCAACAGUAUGUUCGACAUUUUAACAGUUCGAUGCGGGAAUUGUACUAAUCUGUUGUCUGUGGACAUGGGAGCAGUGACUCAAAAACUCCCUCUUCAAGGCUCUCAGCAGGUUCACAACAUUGGAUCCCAUCAUGAUCAUAACAGUGUGGAUUGUGGUGGAUCAUCUUCCAAAUGCAACAGGAGAUCACCAGUGUUGGACUCCAUCCAAAAUGAUCCUCACAAAACGCUUCCUACCCCACCACCGGAAAAGAGGCAGCGUGUUCCUUCCGCAUAUAAUAGAUUUAUCAAGGAGGAGAUUCAAAGGAUAAAGGCUAAUAACCCUGAUAUUAGCCACAGGGAAGCUUUUAGCACUGCAGCAAAGAAUUGGGCACAUUUUCCUCACAUCCAUUUCGGGUUAACGCAUGAUAAUGAUAAGCAACACAAUGAAGCUAUUGCAACUCAUGGAAACCCAGAAGCUUGUGGCUUGUAUUAAUUAGUUCAAAAGAUAUUUGCUGUGAGUAUAUGAUCCCUUAUCAACUUUUCUUAUACUGUUGUGGCAAACCAGGUAUUCUUAAUAGCUAAACAGUGUGUAAAUUAAUUGCCCUUUGUUCAAAUUAUUAAUGUUUGUGUACGUGAGGGAACUUUUUCCACAAUGAAUUUAUUGUUCUCAAUGCAGGGCAACAUGCUUCUCUUCUA